Molecule: messenger RNA, 2269 nt
Organism: Halichondria panicea
Lineage: Eukaryota; Metazoa; Porifera; Demospongiae; Suberitida; Halichondriidae
Product: ATP-dependent RNA helicase DDX42-like
Exons: 16
Coding region: 34-2178 (714 amino acids)
Molecular function (GO): ATP binding; RNA helicase activity; RNA binding
Source: RefSeq, a predicted model, not a curated record
UUUACCAGACAGUAUCACACAACGUAUCUAGCUAUGGCUGAUGGGAAGCGAAGGCUUGGUGUUGCUCCCAUGAGCUUCCACAAGGCUGGAGAUCUUGGGAACUUCCUACAAGAAGCCAGCAGCAGUGGAUCAUGGGGCAAGAAGCAUCGCAGCGAGGACGAUUACUUCAAUGGGGACAGUGAUGGAGAGCAAGAGGAGGGCGGAGGUAGUGAGGAGUUGCUACGACAACAGCUAGCGGAGGAGUUACAAGGUGACACUGGAGGGGGUGUGUCAGAGGACGAGGACGACCCAUUGGACGCCUUCAUGGCUGGCAUACAGACGGAAGUAGCUCGACAAAACAAGACACCAGCCGCUCCUAAGAAACAAGAAGUGGUUCGUUUCGAUAUUGACGGAGAGGAUGAUCAAGAGAGCUAUUUCACUGCCAUGGCCAAUGCCCCCAUUGUGGUUGCCGAGGGCGAUGACGAUAUUGAAAUAGACUAUGAUUCUGAUGGAUAUCCUAUUAUACCCGAGAGGUCAAAGGUCAUUGACCCACUACCUCCCCUCGAUCAUUCGGCUGUUGAAUAUCGUGCAUUCAACCGCAACUUCUACACGGAGCAUCCUGACAUCACUGCGCUUAGCAACAGUGAAGUUAAGGAACUCAAGAAAACACUCGGACUAAAGGUUACGGGGUUUUCCCCUCCUAGACCGUGCGUAUCUUUUGCUCACUUUGGAUUUGACGAAGCCUUACUAAGUCUCAUUCGGAAGUCAGAGUUCGCAAAGCCGACAGGUAUACAGUCGCAGGCUGUUCCCGUGGUAACCAGCGGACGUGAUGUCAUUGGAAUUGCUAAAACUGGUUCUGGGAAAACGGCCGCAUUCCUAUGGCCUCUGUUGAUGCACGCUAUAGAUCAGCGGGAGAUCAAAGAAGGAGAUGGACCAAUCGGAUUGAUUUGCACUCCGACAAGAGAGCUGUGUCAGCAGAUAUACCACGAGGCACGAAGGUUUGCUAAGGCCUACAACCUGACAGUGACGUGUGUGUAUGGCGGUGGCUCUAAGUGGGAGCAAUGUAACACACUCAAGGAAGGCUGUGAGAUACUGGUGGCCACACCAGGACGGCUGAUAGACCUGGUCAAGCUCAAGGCCACCAACCUCCAGCGUGUCACCUAUCUAGUCUUUGAUGAAGCUGACAGAAUGUUCGACAUGGGAUUUGAGGCUCAAGUGCGCUCAAUAGCCAACCACGUACGACCAGACAGACAAACUUUAUUGUUCAGUGCCACAUUUCGUAAGAAGGUUGAGCGUCUGGCACGCGAUGUUCUGACAGACCCAGUGCGGAUAGUAGUAGGAGAUCUAGGAGAAGCCAACACUGACAUCACUCAGAUAGUGGAGGUUGUAAAGGACGAGCAGGAGAAGUGGAGGUGGUUGCUACGGCGACUGGUAGAGUUGACGUCUGCUGGUAGUGUGUUGGUGUUUGUAACACGCAAAGCAAAUUCUGAACAAGUGGCCACUAGUCUAAAGACAGAGGGAUUCUCAGUUGGUCUCCUCCACGGGGACAUGGCUCAAGGUGACAGGGACACUACAAUCUCAUCCUUCAAGAGGAAGGAAUUCCCCAUCCUCAUAGCCACUGAUGUUGCCUCUCGAGGGCUGGACAUCUCAUCCAUCAAGACUGUAGUGAACUUUGACGUUGCUAAGAAUAUAGACACCCACGUCCAUCGCAUUGGCCGCACUGGUCGUGCCGGGGAGAAGGGAACAGCGUACACACUUAUCACACACAGGGACGCACAGUUUGCUGGAGAUCUAGUCAGAAAUAUGGAAGUGGCUGAUCAAAGAGUACCAGAAGAACUAAUAAAGCUAGCCAUGACGAACACGAGAUUCCAGCGCUCUAGACAGAAGCACGGCAAUAAAGGAGGUGGUUCAACAGUUCAAAGGUCACGACAAAAAUUACGGCCAGGUCUCGGAUCAACACAAGUGAUGUUUUCAAGGCCGUCAGCGGCAGUUGCCCCACCCUCCUCUCUUGGACCAAUGGGAUCAUCCGGACGGUCGUCUAUUAUCAAACAAACAUAUUUGGCCUCUUACAAAACAAAGUUCCAACAAGCAAGCGGAUGCUUGGCAUCUACAUCGUCGCUAGGGCAACCAGUUAAAGACCACACCCCCUCAGAGCAACCACCACCCUCUAAAAGAAAGAGGAAAAGUCGAUGGAACUGACAAAACAUUUGUACUGUAGUUAUUCCAAUACUAACAUGGUGAGAUACUGCCAUGCCGUAUUUGCUCUUAUACAAUAAUUUUAAUAAACACG